Maudiozyma saulgeensis is the source of this 417-nucleotide messenger RNA. The record is from the annotation of a GenBank genome assembly. NCBI's taxonomy places the organism in Eukaryota, Fungi, Ascomycota, Saccharomycetes, Saccharomycetales, Saccharomycetaceae.
AUGAUUUACCUAAAGAGUAUGCUAAAAGUUAUAGAUAACUCCGGUGCCCAACUGGCAGAAUGUAUUAAGAUUAUAAGAAAGGGAUCUCCUAAAUCAGCAGGUUCUAUCGGUGAUAGAAUAGUAUGUGUUAUCCAAAAGUCUAAGCCCUUAAAUCAAGCUAUUACAGGUACAGUAAACACAAAUAGAGUGAAAAAGGGUGAUAUCGUCCAUGCUAUUAUUGUACGUACAAAACAAACGAAUAAUUAUCGUUCAAAUGGGUUCAACGUCCAUUUUGAUGAUAAUGCAUGUGUCCUAAUUAAUAAAAACACUGGAGAACCUUUGGGCACCAGAAUUAUGGUUAAUGAUGGUGUCGUCGGUAGAGAAUUAAUGGAUAAGGGUUACAACAAAAUAUGCUCACUAGCUAGUAAAGUUGUGUGA